GCCCAUGUCUGCAGACGACUGGAGCACGCUUCUCACGUCGCAUCCUAUCUUUUCGCCAUCCUCGACGCAAUCUCCAAAUGAAAUAUCAGCUAUGAGCAUGAGCAGCAUUGGGCGGCGUCAAGUCAUGAUUCUGAAGGACGGGGACUUGGUUGUGGCCGUUGGUUCCGAGAUUCGUCUGGCUUCUCUCGGUGCUACGAAGCCUGCGGGAUCAAAAGGAUAUAAGUGGAAAGUUACUCGCAGUUGCGGGAAAGCACCAAGUUGGUGUGAUAGUUCUACCUCGCUCGGCUACUCUCGUCUGGUACCCGACACCAUCGACUCCAAGUCUCUCCAAGUCGGACAGUUCUAUCACGCAGCCAAAAACUCCGCCCAGAUAGCCAAAAUUCAAUGGCACCCAUGGGGGGACUCUGGCUCUACGCUUAUGGUCAUGACAGAGGAUGGGAAACUGAGAGAAUACGAUAUCUCAGUAGACGCCGAAGAACCGCAACAAGUUCUGUCUUUCGUGCCCGAGCGCCGUGCUGGCUCGUACCUCGCGGAGGACGCCUCGGAACGCGAAGUGGCUUCGUUUUGUUUGGGCCAAGGACGCGCCGAUUGGGGGCCUCUCACUGUGUACGCGGUCAUGAAAUCCGGAGAUGUGUACUCGAUAUGUCCUUAUAUGCCCAAAAACGCGUCGAUUCCCUCUUCCUACGUGCACUCGCUGGAAUGUUUCAUCUCUGCGAAGCAAGAGUUCUUGUCCCAAUCAAGCAGCACCUCGACCACUCAUAACCUUUCGACGCUGUACGACUAUCAGCACAAGUACGUGACAGCGCUACUCAAGCAACUGCCCCCAGGCACUGUUUUCCCUUCAACAUCGCGCUCGGUAUCCGUGCAUCCGCCGACGACAAUCAAAGCACGGCCGGCACGCCAAGGGCCUUUCCUUCUCCAGCCAUCCCCACGGACUAUUGCCGGCAGCGAAGGCGGGGACGCGACCGAUAUGGCCUAUCUGGCAUUUGGCUCAGACGACGCAGAGGAUGAGACUGAGGGCGGAGAAACGGAGCAUCUCGGUGUUGUCCUGAUCGGCUUCCAGGACGGCAAGGUGGACCUUUGUUUGGAUGUGGAGAAAGUGGAAGCCCGAUGGGAUGCAGGGGGGUCCAAACGAGAUCAAGGUCUUCCCAUACUGGCUGUCUACGAGACGAUCGAUCUUGGGACCGUGGAGCUUCUCCAAGGCCAGUUGGACUUGAUCUCAGCCAAUCACCUUGUGUUCUUCCCUGACCCAAUCAUGACGAUACCCUGGGACUUUGGUCACGCCGAUCUUGACGACGUUUUCUGUGGAACGCAAGUGUUCGAAUCCGGUCAUAGCAGUGGUGGUCCCGAACGAUGUGUAUCUGACGUACAGCAUCCUCAUCUUGACCUCCGCCAUGCGCAUCACCACCUUCCCUCUCAAUUUGCGCUCCGAGACACAGCCGCUGGCCUCGGGCUCCAAAACGCUUCCCGACCCGUACCCAAAGAGGAACCGUCCAGCAGCAAGUGGCUAAUACCUCGCGAUGGCCCAAAGUCAUACGUGUCGUUGCUGGGCGAUGAGCCCUAUUCCCCCGGACUGUCUGUCGCGCGCGGGGUCCGGGCUGCCCGUGAGUGCCCGACUCUCGCUGCCUCCGAAAAGCGGCGGGCCGGAUUUCAUGCUGACCCCCGACGUGCUGCGUUUCCUGGGCACGACCGUCGCGGCGCUGAGCUCGCAGAUGCAGACUGUGCAGCUGGCGCACCGGGCGGCGGAGCAGCGCGCGGCGCUGCAAGUGGCAGAGCAGACGCGGCUGGUGCAGAAGUGCGCGGAGAUGGAGAAGACGGUGUCUGCGCUGCGAGAGACCCGCAGAGUCCAACGGACGAACGGUUCGCUCGCAUCAGGGAGGAGCAGCAGCAACUGCACACGCGGCUUGAACGCAUGCUCCGCGGGCUGAUGAGCCAGGCAUCCCCCGACCUGAGCGAGCACGAGACAAAGUGGUUCGCUGAGCUCAAGCGGAUGAAAAGCGAAGUUGAGGGCGCAGGCAAGUACGAUGAAAGAUCGCUCGUGUCCCGAUCCAGAAUGCUUGAACGAGAAUACGAACGACUGAUGCCAAAUCUCAAAGCACUCAUUGAGAAGGAAAAGGCGCGCAACCGAUCCGCGCCGCAGCUGGGUGUCUCACAAGCAUUCGAGUUUGGAGCUCGUUCAAACAUCGAGCGAGCCCGAAUAUCCAAGGUGGAAGACGAGCUCGUCAAACUUGCUGCGAAGCUGGAUAUUUCAUGA
Mycena citricolor is the source of this 2254-nucleotide messenger RNA. NCBI's taxonomy places the organism in Eukaryota, Fungi, Basidiomycota, Agaricomycetes, Agaricales, Mycenaceae. The record is from the annotation of a GenBank genome assembly.